AUAAAAUCAAUUGGAAUAUAAAUAUUGUACUUACAUUUCAGUAUAUAGAGCAGUAUAAAGUAAUUGUCUGUGACGUAGUUUGUACUGGCUUUGCUAGCGCUUUCUAUGUUGUAAAACUAGGCAAAUCUCUAGAUGAGUUGAUGUACUCCCUGGAAGAUCUCUGCGUCCCCCCAGGGGUAUAAGUACCCCUGGUUGAGAACCACUGAGCUAGGCUGCCUGGCUUAAGCUGCACAGGGGAGGGGUGCACCUGGGCUCAGGAGCGUCUGAGACCUGGGAGAAUGGACCGCUCCCCCAGGGUCAGGGGAAUGUGGGACCCAGCCAGGAUGCCUGCUACACCUCCCAUCCCAAAGCUGGGAAGGAGAUGUCUAUCACAAGCCUGCCUGGCUGCACCCUAUUUCUGGUUGUUGGUUCUGCUCUGCUUUGGGGAGGGACAAUCUGUCUGAGCAGCUAGGCACGCGCUCCUUCCUGUACUUGCCUUGGGGGUUAUUUAAGGUGAAUAACUGAUUAGUGUGGACAGGGGCCAAGCUGUCCAGAUCCAGUCCUUGGAAGAAAAGCCACGUUAUCGCCUCUUUCACCGCCACACAAAGGGCAGCAUCAGCCCCUGGUCGGUGCCUCUAGCCGCGCCUCGCGCUGGGCACUUGUGAAGCCUGGGCGAAGAUUUUUGCCUCUCUGAAACUUUUCACCUCUUGACUUCAGGGAGCAGCAAGUCCCAGCCUCGGGGCUUUCUAUCUCUAGCCCCCUUUCCCCUUGUAACUCCAUUAAUCCUACUUCCCUGGCAGCCCACAAGGCUGUGUGAGCCAUUUUCCUCUCUCCUGCUAAUGUCCUUGCUGUCUCGGCUGUGGCUGUGCAAACCCAAGCAAUCACGUCAAUAACAGCAAACGGAUACCGGGGAAGAACCAAACCUACGAUGAAGGCAGAGGCUGGGCAGAUGAUUGUUUCUUACAUGUUACCGGCCCUUGUCUGGCUUCUCUUGCCAAUAAGCUCUGAUUGAAUCUGAGGAUGAGGGCAUGGCCUGACAUAUUGCUGGUGGAGAUACCUUAUCUGCUGGCUCCUUUUCCAGGCUUACAAUCAUAAAUUGUCCUUCUCUCGCCCCUUUCAUCAAAGGGCCUCAAAGCACAGUACAGACCCUAAGGAAUGAAGCCUCAACCCUUCCCUGGAGGUGGAGAUAUAAUCCCAGAUAGGGAAACUGAGGCACGCCUGUGACUUGCCCAAGGAACCACGGCAACUCAGUAACAGAGCUGGGAAGAGAACCCAUGAGGUCGGAUUCCCGGUGCCUUUGGUCUAACCCAGUGGUUCUCAACCUAUUUACCAUUGUGGGCCGCAUCCAAUACUACCUAUAUGGCCCUGAGGAUGUCACAUGGGCCGCAGCUGUGUGCUGACUGGGCCGCAGGUUGAGAACCACUGGGCUAACCACUAACGCCCACUUCUGAGCUGUGGAUUAGAACAAGGAUGGUGGGGGUGGAGAGCGUCAGGCUUCACUUCUCAGUUACUGAAGGCCAGGAUUGGAGUUUUUAUGCUGCUUUUGGUUGUUUCUGCUCCAGUCGUAAUUUUUCGGGGGUGCUGAGUUACUGUGACUGCUCUGUACACACAUCAGGUCUGUAUGCACACAAGAGAUUGGAGGCCCAGGUACCUCUUGGCAUCAGCAGCCUCCCUGCUCCUUUUUCACAACUCCUGCCAGCUGGACAGGUCCCCAGAGGCUAGGCUAAGCCUUUCUCCUGAUCCUUUCAGCCUGAGCCCUCGUGCAAGCAGCAAAGGGAGAGCAAAGUCCGCCUGCCAGUGGCUGGUUUGGGUGACAUGGACAGGUGGUGCCACAAGUACAGGGUUUGUGCUAUCGCUUCCUCCAAACCAGCUCAGAAGUUAAAGCAGCCUGUCCUGGGAUGAGCUGGAUUGUAAACUUGGCUUCAUGCUCCUUUCCAAAGCAGCAGGUGGAGUGCAGCUGAGAGGAGACACUUGGCAAGGCACCGCUAGGCCAGGGAGCCACACUCCACACUGGGAGUUAAGAGGUCUGGCAUCUGUUCCCAGCUCUGCCACUGACUUGCUGUGUGUCUUUGGGCACGUCACUUCAUCUCUCUGCAGCUCCGCAUCCCCAUCGGUAAAGCCAGGCUCACAGCGCUGAUCUAGUUAUAAGACCAGCAGCAGGCCAGGUUGUUUUCGUUCCCGGGCUCAGAGAGCACAUCAUGGUCAACGAGCCCCACAGCGCCAGCAAUGGGAGCGCCAGUUCCAGGUCGGACGGCAGCAGCAGCGGCAGUGAGGGCUCCAAGGACAGCUCGCGAUGCUCCACCCCCGUCCUGGAUGCGGAGCGCCACGAGCGGCUGCGGGAGAAGAUGCGCCGGCGAUACGACUCCGGGGACAAGUGGUUCUCCUUAGAGUUCUUCCCCCCGCGGACGGCCAAUGGUGCGGUCAACCUGAUCUCCAGGUUCGACCGCAUGGGGAUGGGUGGCCCCCUCUUCAUUGAUGUGACCUGGCACCCGGCAGGGGACCCGGGCUCCGACAAGGAGACCUCCUCCAUGAUCAUUGCCAACACGGCCGUCAACUACUGUGGCCUGGAGACCGUCCUGCACAUGACAUGUUGCAACCAGACCAAGGAGGAGAUCACAGGGCAUCUGCAGAAAGCCAAGCAUCUGGGGCUGAAGAACAUCAUGGCGCUGCGAGGAGACCCCAUUGGCGAGGAGUGGGAGGAAGAGGUGGAAGGCUUCAACUACGCCGUCGACUUGGUGAAGCACAUUCGCUGCGAGUUCGAUGACUAUUUUGACAUCUGCGUGGCAGGUUACCCCAAGGGCCACCCUGAAGCCGAGAGCUACGAAGCCGACCUGAGGCACUUGAAGGAGAAAGUCUCUGCUGGGGCUGACUUCAUCAUCACGCAGCUCUUCUUCAGGUCCAAGACCUUCCUCGCGUUCAUGAAGGACUGUCAGGCCAUUGGCAUCACCUGCCCCAUCGUACCUGGCAUCUUUCCCAUCCAGGGUUACCAUUCUCUGCGCCAGCUCGUGAAGCUCUCCAAACUCGAGGUGCCACAGGAGAUCAAAGAAGUGAUCGAGCCCAUCAAGGACAACGACGCAGCCAUCCGGAACUACGGGGUGGAGCUGGCGGUGUCCAUGUGCCGGGAGCUGCUGGACAGUGGCAUGGUGUCUGGUCUGCAUUUCUACACCCUCAACAGAGAAGUGGCCACCACUGAGAUCCUCAAACGUCUGGGCAUUUGGAAAGAGGAUCCCAGACGGCCUCUGCCCUGGGCAGUCAGCGCCCACCCCAAGAGGAGAGUCGAAGACGUCCGGCCUAUUUUCUGGGCCUCCAGGCCAAAGAGCUACAUUCACCGAACUCAGGAAUGGGACGAUUUCCCCAAUGGCCGCUGGGGGAACUCUUCCUCGCCAGCCUUCGGCGAGCUGAAGGACUAUUACCUCUUCUACCUGAAGAGCAAGUCGCCUCGGGAGGAGCUCCUGAAGAUGUGGGGGGAGGAGCUGAUGAGCGAGGAGAGUGUCUUCGAGGUGUUCACCUGUUACAUCUCCGGAGAGCCCAACAAGGAGGGGCACAAGGUGACCUGCCUGCCCUGGAACGACGACCCUCUCGCUGCUGAAACCAACCUCUUGAAGGAGCAGCUGGAGAAGGUGAACAGAAGAGGAAUCCUGACCAUCAACUCCCAGCCAAACAUCAAUGGCAAACCGUCCACUGACCCCAUCGUGGGCUGGGGGCCCAGUGGGGGCUAUGUCUUCCAGAAGGCAUACCUGGAAUUCUUCACCUCCAGCGAGAACAUCACCGCGCUGCUCAAAGUGCUGAAGACGAAGAAGUACGAGCUCCGUGUGAAUUACCACAUUGUCAACGUCCGGGGUGAAAACAUCACCAACGCUCCCGAUCUGCAGCCCAACGCCGUGACCUGGGGCAUCUUCCCAGGCAGAGAGAUCAUUCAGCCGACGGUUGUGGAUCCAGUUAGCUUCAUGUACUGGAAGGAUGAGGCCUUCGCUUUGUGGAUUGAGCAGUGGGCUAAGCUGUACGAAGAGGAGUCUCCCUCUCGCAUGAUUAUCCAGUACAUCCACGACAACUACUACUUGGUCAACCUGGUGGACAAUGAGUUCCCGCUGGAGAACUGCCUGUGGCAGGUCAUGGAGGACACUUUUGAGUUGUUGAACUGUCCCACGGAGCAGUGAGUCACAGCUGCCUGCUCCGUCCAUCCACCCGCUCACUGCAGGCAGCACAACUGCCAUGGGGCAAGAGGAGCCCGGCUUGGCAGGACAGGGAGCCAGACACUCCGCCCAAGGGCCAUGACCACUCUGCUCUCACCUCCUCAUUGAGCCACGUUCUUUCUCCUGCUCUGCCCGAGGCACAUGCUCGUCUCUCCCAGAGCAAGACUCCAUCGGGGCUUCCCAAUGCCCCUCUCUGUUACAAACUAACCAUGUCCCAGUCUGUUCUCAUAUGCUAAUGGCAGCUAGAACCAUCUGAACCUCCCCGCAGAGCUGCAGGCUGCACUCUAAGAAACGAUCCAGCAGCUUUUUCAGUGUCCUCUUCAGGGUCUGUUUCAAUGUGAUCAUAGUGGGGACUCGCCCACUCACUGCAGCAGAGACAGCGUGCUGGGGUAUUUGGACACUAAAUGGUCUAAAAGACUUGGUCACGUUUUUCUCCCAACCUCCCCACUCCCCUUUUUGUUUUGUUUUUUAAAGGAACGGGAAGAAGGGAAUUCUCCAGGUCAAUUUCAGCUCUAGUUCAGUGAUUAGGAAUUAAUUAAUAAAU
Messenger RNA from Terrapene triunguis (Three-toed box turtle), 4716 nucleotides. It is a transcript of the gene MTHFR, whose product is annotated as methylenetetrahydrofolate reductase. Gene Ontology annotation, molecular function: methylenetetrahydrofolate reductase [NAD(P)H] activity; FAD binding. The transcript has 12 exons. Gene Ontology annotation, biological process: tetrahydrofolate interconversion. Bases 2178 to 4136 code for a protein of 652 amino acids. The record is from RefSeq and is a predicted model, not a curated record. Lineage: Eukaryota; Metazoa; Chordata; Testudines; Emydidae. Gene Ontology annotation, cellular component: cytosol.